This is a messenger RNA of Cynocephalus volans (Philippine flying lemur), 2561 nucleotides long. It is a transcript of the gene TMEM233, whose product is annotated as transmembrane protein 233. The transcript is spliced from 3 exons. The record is from RefSeq and is a predicted model, not a curated record. Bases 140 to 469 code for a protein of 109 amino acids. NCBI's taxonomy places the organism in Eukaryota, Metazoa, Chordata, Mammalia, Dermoptera, Cynocephalidae. Gene Ontology annotation, cellular component: membrane.
ACGCAGGAGGGGUGAGGUCACGUCUCCCUUGAGCCCCGCGCCGCUGGCUUUUCAGAGCCGCGCCACGAGCCGGCGGCUAGAGCCCCAGACCGCGCGGACCGUGCGCUCGUCUGCCGUCCCUGCGCCGCCGGCCUCGCCCAUGUCUGAGUACGACCCCAGCUCCGACUUCAAGAGGGCUUUGGACAGCAGUCCCGAAGCCAACACUGAGGAUGACAAGACCGAGGAGGACGUACCCAUACCCAAGAACUACCUGUGGCUCACCAUCGUCUCGUGUUUUUGCCCCGCGUACCCCAUCAACAUCGUGGCUUUGGUCUUCUCCAUCAUGUCUCUGAACAGCUACAACGAUGGAGACUUUGAAGGAUCCAGGCGGCUUGGGCGGAAUGCCAAGUGGGUGGCCAUCGCCUCCAUCAUCAUUGGCCUUCUCAUCAUCGGCAUUUCUUGUGUAGUUCACUUCACAAGGAAAGCCUAAGAAGCCAGCAGGCCGUGCACACGUGGAGGGUGGACCUCAUCCACGCACACCACAAAGGAGCUUCUGAGGAGUGGGUCAUCAGCUUCAGACUGUGAGAUCUUUUCCUCUAGGACUCUCCAGAGGCAGGUCCCUGCAAAUGAAUGACAACAAAAAAGUCCAAAAUUUAAGAGAUCCAAGCUGCACAGCCAGAUCAGCCAAAGUCACUGAUUUGUAAAAAAGAAAAAGAAAAAAAUGAAGUCUCACUGUCUCAGUUUAGCACAACCUGUCAUAUCUUUGCCUCUUCUGCAGAGAUGGGAAAUCUCAUUACUUUUAAUUGGAGGGUGAGUCUGGAUUUGGGGGGAGUGGGAGGUUUCUAGGAAGAGCAGUGGAUGCUUGUGUUUACAGUGUCAAGCACAAACAUUAGCAGCAUGUUUAAAAUUGUCUAGUUGUAGAGUUGAAUCUGUGGGGGGGUUUCCUGUUAUUUUUAUAUGUCAUGGCUUCUCUUCAAUCCUCAGUAACUCCUCCUCUAUCCACACCCCUCCUCCCAGAGUUCACCCCUCCGGUCAUCAAAGACUCAAGGGGAGGGGCUUUCUGGCCUUUUGUCUUGUCCCCUACUUUUCCUAAUAGCCCCCUCCCUUGCUUGCACUCACAUUGCUCAACUUGACCAUAACCUCACUCUUCACUCAAAUGAACUCUGAGAAUGUACUUAGUGGUCAAUUCUAGGCAUGUGAGCACCUUCUCCAUCCCAGUUUUGGGAAUAAAACUGUGUUUUACGGACUGUGCUUCUCUUCACUCUCUGUCUUUCUCUCUCUCUCUUUAACAAGUCUCAGGCAAGAUCUUUGAUUUUCCUGAAUGCCAACCCCGAAAUGCCACCCAUCGUAUUUCUUUUCUGUCAAAUGUAAAUCUUUUACGUGGGAAUGUACUAGUUAAUGACGUUCGCCAUUAUUCUGCCUGCCAGAACCCGCUGAUCCACUGUUUCACAGAGCACUAGACUUGUGCCACUGGUGGUACACAAGAUCUUUUUCUUUUUCUUUUUUUUUCUGUGGCUGGUCAGUAUGGGGAUCCAGACCCAUGACCUUGGUGUUACAAGGCCGUGCUCUAUAACCAACUGAGCUAACUGGCCAGCCCUACAAGAUAAUUUUUAAGUAGUUUAUAGACACAAGGUUAAUACUGAAUACAAAGAAUGUUUCCCUCUUUCUAUUCUUUUUCAAUCCUGAUUGCAGCAAGGAAAAAGUCUCCAUUUAGUGCUAGUGGGUCCUUAACUCUUUUCUGACCUUUCUGACGCUGGUUCUUUUCUUUUUUUAACAAAGAAAGAGCAGGCCUCAGAUGCAGAGUCUUCUGUCUAGAUAGAACUUAAAUAUUGUUUUGUUUUCAUGAUAUUUAUUUUAUUAUUACCUUCCACUUACUACUUUUCCACAUAUGAAUGUGAUAUAUCAUUUCUGUUCAAGUAAAUUUACUCAGGGAAAGUAGGAGGACUCAAAGAGAAGUGGUUAACACAACAGAUUAUAUGUAUACAAGGCAAAAAUCACUUUAAGAACUAAUAUUAGUAACACAGUGAUAAUGAAAAUUCAGAAGCAAAAGAAAAGGCAGCUUAUUCUAAUUGAAUGAACAAGAGGCUGAGAAUCAAAAUACCUGAGUUUCGAUGCCUUUUUUUUUUCUUUUGCCACUAAUUAUCUAUGCAAGCUGAUUUUUGUAAAGUUUCUUAGCCUCUCUGUGCCUCAAAUUUCUUCAUCAGAAAAAUGGAGAACGUCUGCCUACUUACCUCAUCACAAUGUUGUUAUGAGAAUUAAUUGCCACAGUAGAUGUGAAUGUCCCUGGGGGAAAAUUCUAUGUGCUAUACAAAUACAAAGCACUGUUCUCAGAUCUAUGUAUCUCAGGCAUUUGUUAAAAUACUGGACCCUAGAAAAAAUAAAAGUUGAGGGACACCAGAUUCCACCUGUCAUUUCACCCAGAUGCCCAUUAUGAGCCAGCUCUUGUCCCAAGAGGACAUUGAAUCAGGGACACAAAUUCUCAGCACACAGAGAUUUUAGCAUCAUUCCAGUAUAUUGGAUCAUGAUUUCUGUUUCUGAUAUCUUGGUUUUUGUUUGUGUGUAUUUGAGUUCCUGGUCUUUUA